This is a messenger RNA of Arctia plantaginis, 4173 nucleotides long. The record is from the annotation of a GenBank genome assembly. NCBI's taxonomy places the organism in Eukaryota, Metazoa, Arthropoda, Insecta, Lepidoptera, Erebidae.
AUGCCGAAAGCCAAUUCAGAGAGGAUAGCCUCCGCUCAGCGUCAAAGACAGCAGAUUUCCAAGAAGGGGGAGAAGUAUGGCCCCAGUACAGUAUACUUACAGGUUCUAGGCUCUGGAGCCAAAGGAGCACCAAACACUUUGUACCUCUUCACAGACCAGAAAAGAUACAUGUUCAACUGCGGUGAAUGUACUCAAAGAUUGGCCCAUGAACACAAGGUGAAGUUAUCAAAGCUUGAUCACAUAUUCAUCACCAGUAAAACUUGGAAGAACAUUGGUGGGCUACCAGGGUUGUCGCUCACACUGCAGGAUGUUGGAGUACCUAAUAUUACGUUACACGGACCAGAGGGAUUGGAUGAAUUGUACAAUGCAACAAAGAGAUUUGUCAUAAUGAAAGAUAUGAAUAUCACAAUGGCCAAGUCUAGUCCAACAGAAGAUUUCGAAGAUAAUGUCAUGACAGUGAAAUAUGUUCUGUUAGGUCCAUUGGACAACCUCCUGAAUGUGCAACCCCCAAAACCAGCAGGAGAGAAAAGUAAACAUGAAUUUACUACAGAGAAAGAAUUUGAGGAAUUUAUUCAUGAUGACACAGAUUAUUACAAUACGAACAAGAAUGUUGUUAAUCACAAAGAAAAGCAGAAGUACCAAAAUAUGAUAAACUAUACUGAAAGAGUGGACACCAUGAAGUUUAAAGCUGAAAAAUUUCUGAAAAACCUACAGAAACAUGUCGACUGUUCUGUUGCCUAUAUCUGUACAUUGAAGAAACGUCUCGGCACUCUCGACUUAGCGAAGUGUGUGGAGCUUGGAGUAAAACCCGGUCCGUUGUUAGGACAACUAAAGAGUGGCAUGGAUGUGGUAUUGCCUAAUGGGAAUCUCGUACUGUCGAAGGAUGUUAAGACGCCGGAUGAUCCGGGUCCUGUAUUUAUAGUAUUGGACGUACCACACCCGUCAUACAUUCAAGAGUCCGAUUUCAAAGCUCACUUCGACAACGGGAUCAACCCUCGAGAGAACAUUCCCUCGCUUGUGGUACACUUCACACCACCUCACGUGUUUCAUCACCCCGCGUACACCGCCUUAAUCUCAAAAUUCGGUCCAACUACUCAGCAUCUUAUUCUCAAUGGAAAGAACUCGUGUCUCGGCUCGGAGGCUGUACAUCGCACUCAACACAAGCUGCACCUCCUAGACCCUGACAUAUUUCCGCUACUCAGGGACGUGAGCGUCCCCGCCGUGUGGACCUCACAGUCACCUUUACCGAAAGCUGAUAGCCCUAUAAAAAUGAAAUGCUUAGAAGAACUAAAGAAUAAGAUAGCCUGCGCGCAGUUCCAGAAUAUUUUUAACCUGGAGGGAUCAGUCAAAGGUGACGCCCCGCAGGCUCAGGAAAAUGGCGAUUCCCUGGUCAAGCAGGACCUGUUCGCUGGUAGAACCCUGACUAUGUACCAUUUGAGACCUAACAGACAGAUAGACAGAUCAGUGGAACCGAAACUCCACAUACAAGACUACAUCCAGGAGACUUUGGACGUUGGUGGGUUUGCCGGUAGCCUGGAGCAGUUCAGACGCGUCGUGGACGGCAUAAGAUAUGCUAAGAGCGAGACUGUGGAGUAUCCUAAAGUAGUAUUCCUUGGUACUGGUUCCUGCAUACCUAGUAAGACGAGAAAUACGAGUGCCAUUGUCAUACAUGUUGAUGAAUCCCGCUCCAUUCUUUUGGAUUGCGGUGAAGGCACCUACGGUCAAAUGGUGCGCUUUUACGGACCGAAGAAGGUGAACGCUUUCCUCAAGACUCUGAAGGCUGUUUACGUAUCUCACUUACACGCUGAUCAUCAUAUCGGUUUAAUUGGUGUCCUUCAAGCCAGGCGGCAAGCAUUCGAAGAGUCGUUAGAGGAACACCACGUGCCUGUGUUCCUGCUCGCCCCAGGGCAAAUAGUUACCUGGCUAACUUUGUACGACAAUCAGUUUGAGAACAUCAAGGACAAUUACACGCUUAUACCUAACCAAAGUCUGCUGGAAGAGGCGGAGUCGUCGAGCGCAGAGCUGAGUGCGGCGGCGCUGGCCGCCAUCGGCGUGCAGAGCGUGCGCACGUGCCGCGUGGCGCACUGCCCCAACGCCUUCGGUGUCGCCCUGCUCAUCAACGGGGAAAAGAUCACAUACUCGGGGGACACGCUGCCGUGCGACGACCUGGUCAAACUUGGCGAAAACUCAACACUUCUAAUCCACGAGGCGACGAUGGAGGACGAGCUGGCGGACGAGGCCCGCACCAAGAUGCACUCGACGACGACGCAGGCGAUAGACAUGGGGCGCCGCAUGAACGCGCGCUUCACCGUCCUCACGCACUUCAGCCAGCGGUACGCGCGGCUGCCCCGCCUCAACGCCAACAUACUCAACAACAACAACACCGUGGGCAUCGCUUUUGACAACAUGCAGAUAACCAUGAAUGACCUGGAGCUACUUCCACACAUGUAUGCGCCUCUACAGCUGAUGUUCGCUGACCAUUGCGUCGAGAUGGAACUUAAAGCUGCGCACCGACAGCUCCGAGAAAAGAGAGACCCGUCCCCAGGCGGUACUCACACGCCCAAGCGAAUGAGGGACCUUAAAGACCGCACACAUCACACAGGUGACAGUAGCCAUGCCAACAAACGUUCGAAAAAUCAUAGUAUGAAAACUGUUCAGACCGAAGCCUCCGCACAUGCAACAUCGGAAAUACUCACACACGCACUCGAGGCUAUCCAAAGUGAAGGGACACACACACACACAGACCAAAAAGCUGAUGUGUCUAAAGACGAUAAUAGUGUUGAGGAUAGUGUCAAAGCUAGCGGUAGCAUUACUGGGAAUAGCAGCACACCAGUGAAUUUCAAGAGACACUCAUCUCCAUGUCGCACCAUCAUCUCCGCGCCUCCGGCUUCAUUCAAAAAGGGUCCUGCUCCAACUGUAGAACAGAAACACACGGAUCAUGUUUUACCACAGAAAAUAAAACAGUUGACACAAAAGGCUACGCUGCAGAACCAAAAUGUGUCUGGUCUAAGACAGGCUAUCUUAGAUAAAACCGUAGGAAUUAAAUCAAAUAGGUCGAAGCCGGCGCCAUCGGUACAUGCGAUUUUAUCGCAACAGGCGAACUUUUCCAGUAAUAGCAACAAUGGAAGCACAUGUCAACUGAAUCAAGAAAUGAAGAGUAGAAUGAGAUCAGACACAAUGAACAAGUCGCCUGUUGCUAAACAACCUCGAAGCCGAAGUUCUUCAUUGACCCCAAGCAAUAGGCGGAACCAGUCCCAGCCAAGAUUCGAGAAUGCGCCACAUUUAUCUAAACCGAGAGCACCAUUGGACCGUACACCGGUAGCAUCGAUGUCUAUGCAAUCGACAGAACUUCUGGAGUGUGAGAAUAAUGGCUAUGGUAAACCCCUAGUUACACCAAUACAUAAGAAGUUGGUCAUCAGGAGAGAUGGAGUACCUAAUACUCCGAUACCUACCCAAGGCAAGCUAUUCAAGAACAAUCCCGUAUGGAAUAGUAGCUCGAACCUGAAUACAGUUUCUAAAAUCCCCGUGUUGAAAAAUAACUACAAACUCAAAGCCUACAGCGCUUCUACAACAUCUCAAAACAUAGCUAAACCUAACGUUGGAGGCUCAACUGGGUCGUCAAAAUGCGACGUCCACAAAGCCAGAGAGUCUAGAACACUAAUAACCAAAAAUUUAAAGGACACCUCACAGGAGAAUAAAAAACCGGUGUUGCCAGUUCAAACUUCUGUUAGGAAUCCAAGUAAAUGUAAUAUACCCAAAACAAGUUUAGAUACGGUGAAAAAACCCGUGGGAAAUACACCUCAAAGUUGCGAAGAAAUGCGAGAAAAGUUACUAAGGAAUAUUGCUCCCACCCUACCAAAUAGAACCACGAUUAUGCAUAGCAGUAUUAAAAAUUACAAGCCUCAAUUAGAAGAUAUCAAGAGUUCAUAUUUGUUAUUGAACAAACACGGACAAGCUGCUCAAUUAAAAACCGGUAAAACACGACUGUCAACAAACGCAGUACUACGAGAAAACAAAGCGCGUCUGCCAAAACUCUCAAAACCGAUUCCCCUCAACGAAGAAUUAAGACAGAAGCAACUGCUGGAAGCAAAAUCUAAAUUCUCUAGUAAGAGAUUUCUCAGUGAUUCAAAAUAUGACAAAAUAGAGGGUCUGAACUGGAUAACUUGGAAAUAA